Molecule: messenger RNA, 537 nt
Organism: Didymodactylos carnosus
Lineage: Eukaryota; Metazoa; Rotifera; Eurotatoria; Philodinida; Philodinidae
Source: the annotation of a GenBank genome assembly
AUGGGAUGGUCAGGUCUUGUAGGCAUGAACUGUCGCUCCUUCCAGCUAAAAGCAAUAUCAAAACGCAUACCUGUAGAUCUUGAUCCCAAAACAGAACCGACAAUGGCUGCCACGAUGAGCACAGUCGUCAUCCGUGCAAAUCGUGAUCAUGCAGCUGGUUGUGUUACACCUGUGAUAUCUCAAAAUUCAUUAAUUAGUUCAAUUGCUCAAAAUGUACUUAGUAUUAAUCCUUUCCAACAGAUGAUAAAUGAAAUCAUUAAACAAAAGAUAGCUCCACUGGAGACACGUAUGCAGCAGCUAGAAGAAAUGGUUCAAGAUCUACAAGAAAGAAAUGACUGUCUUAACUAUAAAACAAAUGAUUUAGCACAAUAUCAACGGAGAUGUGCAUUUCAUAUUUAUGGAAUAGCUGAAAACAAAGAAGGAAAUAAAAAUGCUAUUAUUAAAUAUAUAGGUAAAGUAAUGGGUGUGAAAGUUGAAGACAGUGAUAUCUAUGCAUCCCAUCGAUUAAAGCAAAACAAACAGGGCGAUGAUUGUUAG